Molecule: messenger RNA, 6873 nt
Organism: Thamnophis elegans (Western terrestrial garter snake)
Lineage: Eukaryota; Metazoa; Chordata; Lepidosauria; Squamata; Natricidae
Gene: EPB41L1
Product: erythrocyte membrane protein band 4.1 like 1
Exons: 25
Coding region: 1305-3965 (886 amino acids)
Biological process (GO): cortical actin cytoskeleton organization
Cellular component (GO): cytoskeleton; plasma membrane
Molecular function (GO): actin binding; structural molecule activity
Source: RefSeq, a predicted model, not a curated record
UUACCCCAAAUUCUUCUCCGUUUCAACCCCCCCUCACUUUCCCACCCCCGUCCUUCUCGUCUUUAUUCUCGCUGCGAUUGUUCGCGGAUUCCUCCCGCUCUUCAUCUCCCGCCGCCUUCGCCUUGCGCGGCGCCCCCAUCUUCCUCCCUUUACCCCGAGAGAGGGGUGUGUUUCUUUCUUUCCUCCGCGCGGCGAAUCAGCGCUCUUACUCCCCUCGCGUCUUCGGCCUUCAUUGGCUGCCGGUUGUUGGAAAUGGGGGGUUGGGGUGGGGAGAGGGAAUCUCGGCCAGGCAUUCAGGUGUUCCUUGUGCCCUGUUGAUCCUUAGUACCUUUUGUUUUUAAAGUCUGCUUGAACUUCUCCCCCCCUCACAACCCCCCCCCCUCCUUGACAAUCGACUGUCUUUCUCCUCCUCCUCCCGGUUGAAUUCGUGUUUUUCUAGCCUCUAAAACCUGGGGGCUUUUUUAGGCAGGGGUUGGAGUAGCCGAAAGGCAAAUUGGCCUGGAAAGAAAGGGAGAGGGAGAGAGAGAGAGAGAGAGAGAAAGCGCGCCAGCUGUUUGGUGGCUCCAGUGAGUUUACUCCCAGAAAAAGUCGUUCAGGGGGCAAAUCGCGCCUUGUUCAUCUGCAGCUGUGUUUCUCUGGGGGUCCCCGCCGUUUUUUUCAUUUUCCAAAUAUUCGAAAGGUGCGGAGCUGGUGCCCGAGGGGCGUUCAAUCUUCAUUGUUCCAAAAGAAACAACACCACCAACCCCCCCCCCUCUCUCUCCAGUGUACGAUGCGAGGCCGGUCUUGACAACUCAGAGCUGACAGUCGGCGAGGAGAGAGAUUUGAUGCUGACGCUUGAACAAGGUUUUUAAAAGAGUUCCCGCGGUUUCUCCAGGGCUUCACUUUUCCUCAGAUGUGAGCUGCGUAGCUUUUCGUUGAGCUGAAGAAAAAGAGAGGCUGCGGGGCCAACCUCGUUGGGCGGGAUAGCUGUCCUCCGUUCCAUAUAAAAAGCAGAGAUACAGUUGGAAAUCUUGCUUUGAUAUGUGAGUUGAUGACGGCAAUACCACCAGAUGAGCUCUAGUAGAUUACUCACUGUGUUCUGCCAGAGAACACAUUUGGAGGCUUGUGCUGUGGGAAGAAAGAAAAUGAAUGCACAUUAAGUACAUUGGAUCUACAGUAGCAUGAACUGAGUGCUGUUGGAUGAAUGGAAAAACAGUCAUGAUAUUGUAAUAUCACAGCAAAGAGAAUCGCCAGUAUCCAACAAGCAUCUGAACAGAGAUAACACAAUCUAGGACAUUAACUGGAGACAGGAAUAAUCAAUAACAAUGAUGACAGAGACGGGCCCAGAUUUGGAGGUGAAGAAUGCUCAAGAAGGAAGUCCCCAGCAGCAGCUGGAGGCAGCAGCAACUGGGCCAAACACAGUGAAUGGUAGCUCCAACAACACAGUAUACAAUCAGGAAGCUGACGAUAAUGAGAAACCAGGAGCCCUCAGUGAUGCUAAACAUGGGGAGCGGGCUGUGGACAUGGAUGAAAAGGACUACAGUGAAGCAGAUGGGUUAUCUGAGAAGACUACCCCCAGCAAGGCCCAGAAAUCUCCUCAGAAAAUCACAAAAAAGUUCAAGAGUGCCGUCUGCAGAGUGACACUUUUGGAUGCCUCAGACUAUGAAUGUGAAGUGGAGAAACACGGUCGGGGUCAAGUACUCUUUGACCUGGUCUGUGAGCACCUUAACCUGUUGGAGAAGGAUUAUUUUGGACUCACGUUCUGUGAUUCGGAUAGUCAGAAGAAUUGGUUGGAUCCUUCUAAAGAAAUAAAGAAACAGAUUCGCAGUGGCCCCUGGAAUUUUGCCUUCACAGUCAAAUUUUAUCCACCAGAUCCAGCCCAACUCACAGAGGACAUCACAAGGUAUUACUUGUGCCUGCAACUUCGAGCAGAUAUUAUCAGCGGACGUCUACCAUGUUCUUUUGUAACACACGCACUGUUAGGUUCCUAUGCUGUACAAGCUGAACUGGGGGAUUAUGAUACUGAAGAACAUGUUGGCAAUUAUGUUGGUGAACUACGUUUUGCUCCAAAUCAGACCAGAGAAUUGGAAGAGCGUAUUAUGGAGCUACAUAAGACUUACCGGGGCAUGACACCUGGCGAGGCAGAGAUUCACUUCCUGGAGAAUGCCAAGAAACUUUCAAUGUAUGGAGUUGACUUGCAUCAUGCUAAGGAUUCAGAAGGCAUUGACAUCAUGCUGGGUGUUUGUGCCAAUGGCCUUCUCAUAUAUAGGGACAGGCUGAGAAUAAACCGUUUUGCCUGGCCCAAGAUCCUCAAGAUUUCAUACAAAAGAAGUAACUUCUACAUUAAAAUUCGACCUGGCGAGUAUGAGCAGUUUGAGAGUACCAUUGGUUUCAAGCUGCCCAACCAUCGCUCAGCUAAGAGACUCUGGAAGGUUUGCAUUGAACAUCACACUUUUUUCAGGCUGGUGUCACCCGAGCCUCCUCCAAAAGGUUUCCUAGUAAUGGGCUCCAAAUUCCGCUACAGUGGGCGAACACAGGCUCAAACUCGGCAAGCCAGCGCUUUGAUUGAUCGUCCUGCCCCUUACUUUGAACGCUCCUCCAGCAAACGGUACACCAUGUCUCGCAGCCUCGAUGGAGAAUUCUCCCGCCCAGCUUCAGUGAGUGAGAAUCACGAUGGAACAGAGUCAGACAAGAGAGAAGAUGAUAGGUAUAGGGGGAGAACGAGAUCUGAAGAUGAAGAGGUGACUACUCCAACAAAAAUCAAGGAGUUAAAGUUUUUAGACAAACCGGAAGAUGUUUUGCUAAAGCACCAGGCCAGCAUUAAUGAGUUGAAACGGACCUUGAAGGAACCCAAUAGCAAGCUUGUGCACAGAGACCGGGAUAGAAGGCUGCCUUCUUCGCCUGCUUCUUCUUCACCCAAACAUGAAGAUGAGACGCCAAAAGGGACCCCUGAGAAGGCCAAUGAGAGCAAAUUUCAAGAACAAACUUGGGAAGAAAAGGAUUUGUCAGGCCUAUCAGUAAAAGCCUUUCCGAAAGAAGAGAGUUUAAAGGCUGCUCCUCCAGUGGCCCUUCAGAGAGCGGGAUUGAGGGAGGGCACAGAGGAGAAAUCUAAGAUGCCUCGGCACAGGGCUCCUGAAAGUGAUACCGGGGACGAAGAUCAGGACCAGGAGAGAGACUCGGUCUUCCUGAAGGACAACCAUUUGGCCAUCGAGCGCAAGUGCUCCAGCAUUACUGUCAGCUCAACUUCCAGCCUCGAGGCUGAGGUGGACUUCACCAUCAUUGGUGACUACCAAAGUGCAGCCUUUGAAGAUUUCUCACGGAGUCUCCCUGAGCUUGAUAAGGAAAAGAGUGAGGGAGAAGCAGAGGGUCAGAUUUCUACUGAGGAAACUGACAGAUCAGCUCCCAAGGAAGAUGGUGAUGCAAUGGAUGAAGAUAAGGUUUAUCAUGUAACCCCAGAAGAGUCCUUCAAUCAGAAAUCAGAAAUUGUAAAGAAAGUGGAAGCAGACAGCUCUGUGCAACACAGAAUUGGUACAACAGAUAUUACACAGGUUGAUGGUACCACUACAGAUGGAAAAGAGGCAGUAACCACUUCCCACACUGAAAGCCCAGAAACUAUAUCUACAACCUCAGAUCACAGUACCAAACCUACAAAAGGCACUUCAGAUCUUCGCUCCAUUUCUCCAAUUGCCAGUGGUGCUGUUGGCAAAGAAGCCUUCACCAGUCUUUUUGGUGCCACUGCAGAAACCCUCUCCACCUCCACAACUACCCAUGUUACCAAGACUGUGAAAGGAGGAUUUUCUGAAACCAGAAUAGAAAAGCGAAUCAUCAUAACGGGGGAUGAAGAUGUGGAUCAAGACCAAGCUUUGGCUUUAGCCAUCAAGGAGGCAAAAUUGCAGCAUCCUGAUAUGCUGGUAACCAAAGCUGUAGUAUAUAGAGAAACAGACCCAUCUCCAGAAGAAAAGGACAAGAAGCCUCAGGAAUCUUGACCUUUGUAUUUCUAGAAGUUGGCAUCUAUUUUAACUUUGAAGUAAAGAAGGGGCCUUUAUGCUGGAUUCCUCACUGAGACAUAGAACGUCCUGGCUGCAAGAAUAAUGUUGAGAGACAAAAUAUUAAAUAAAAAGGAAUAGCAAAUAUAUUAUAUAUUAUAUAUACAGGAAACAAAAUGCAUCCUUGCACUGCUGCUAUAUGCUGGAGAUGAAUAAAACAGCAACAUCAGCAACAAGCAAAACCAACCACCUCUUCAAAUAAAUUGAAGAAUUGACUGAUCUAAAAAAAUCAUGAUGGUAAUAAUAUUAAUAAUACAAUAAACCACCAUUGUGCAUGUUACAUUUAAAGAACACAUAAUUCAUUUGUUGCACACUGAAUGGAAAAGCAAAAAUGCUUUGCAACAAAGCAAGAAAUCAACUAGCAAAACAAGCAGAAUUACAAAAUGAUUCCCUGAUAGGAAAGAAUUAAAAUCCAUUCACUUGUAUAAUUUGUUUAUUAUUUUCUAAUUUGGGAUGUGCAGUGAUCAUCCUUUAUUUUCACGCCAUGCUACUUUUGUUGCUUCACCAUUGGAUUCUUUUAUUUUCCCCAAUUGGUCCUUCCUUUUUUAAAUGUUUCCUCUUCUCAUCUAAUGUCUUAUUCUGCUGAAGAUAAUUAUGACUUUAUUUCACUUAAAGCAAAGGAAAAUGAUAUGUAUAUGAUUUCUCACUGAACAAAAUGCAGCCUGUAGAGAUUUCAUAUUGAUGUGCUUUUAAGUUAUGGAUAUUAUAUAUAACUGGGGAGGGUGGGGAAUGAUAUUAAAACAAACAGUGCUAAGUGUGACAAUGACAUUUUCACAUUAUUAUUAUUUGAUUGAUAAUGGUUAAUGUAUUACAAGACUUUCAGAUUAUGCCAGUAUCCCAUGAAACUAAGAAUAGGGGAAAAAAGAGGAAUUCUGAGGAAGUUGUCUCUCACUUGAGUUUGGUGACACAAUCGUGAUUGUCACUGAUUAAGACACAUACAACAGUAUGGAAGGAGUCAAAGGCAACAAAACGGAUCAGUGUUACUCCAGCUCAGUUAGAAUGCCUCAAAUGUGCCAAUUAACAGUGUCUCUUCAUCCUGCAGGCUUAGGAGGAGCACAAGGUCAUCACACAGAAUGAGAUCAAAUUGCUUCAUUGUUCAAGGCCUUUAUUUAGCUGUCUUUCAGAGCAAAGUGUUUAUUUAGGGCAAAGUUGUUAUUGUAUAUGCCAUGUCGGUUUUUCAAAAUUUGAAAGUUUGGUUCCAAACCUAUCGAUUACGUGGCUCCAGUUUCUGAUCCAUGAAUAUGAGAAUCUGCCAAAGAGGCUGCCCUGUUCUACUCAUGUGUGGUUUCAUUUUGUCAGAUUGAGACUUUGGAGACCAUAUCUAUCAGGGAGAAAGAGCACCUCUGCCUUCUUUAAAUAUGGGGAUUCUAUAUCAGAACAGGAUUUAUUCAUGGGUUUCUUGAAGAUACAUUCAUCUGCCACAGUAAGCUGUGAAGCUUAGAGAACCAAACUACUAACAGCAAAUACUGCUCCGGAGUAAGGAUACUAUUAAAUAAAACUGCUCUGCCAUUAAUGAAACCUAGACAUUGUCCUUUACCACUUUUCAUUACCUCAAGAGUAAUUAAAGCAGAAAGAAAUGAGACAAAUCUAAAUGAAACAGUUUAUACUUUUCCUUCUACAUAUUGUGAAUUGGAUAAUGACAUCUCUUAUCUCUAAUUGGAAAUAUAAAUAAAAAUGGGAAAUGGUAAUAAUCAUUGGAGUAAUGUGGAUGUAUCUUAUAUCAUAAAUUGUUUGCCAUUGUAGGAGACACUGGGCCAUUGGCUGUUAUUAUGGCUCCUUAAAAUUGGAUCUGUUUUUGGCAUGUAGGAGUGUCCUAAUUAAACACUGAAAGCAUAGAUAUAAACUUUAUGCUGUAAGAGUCAUUUCUAAUUUUCAUGUAUCCAAGUGAUUUUCUCCUUUAGAUUUUUUUGAGGAUUUUUUGUUUCCUUUUAUUCUUCUGGAAUAUGUGAUGCCAUAAAACCAAAACAUCAAAAAAUGUAGAAACCCAUAAAAUAUGUAGAAAACAAAAAUCUUGUUCUGCUGAUUUCAAAAACUGAAGAAAAAUCUUGGUGGCAUUAUCAUGUUUUUUCCCCUCAAUGUUACAAAAAAAGUAUUCUCCCCCUCCUCCCCUAAACUUAAUUUCAUUUUUAAUUUCAAAACAAAGUUCAGAAAUUAGGUAUAUAUAAAGUACAUUCUAUUGCUCCUUCUAUAUGAAUUGAUAUACAUGAAUCUGCCACUAAAACCUCUGGAAACAAAUUGCUUCAAAAACCAUUUAUAUAAAGACCAGAAUCUAACUCUUGUCAAAUACAGGAAAGGAAAGCUAAAAUAGAUUUGGAUUCUUCCCACGGCAUGACUGAUGGGUAGCCAUUAACAAAAACUAGUUUUUUGUUUACCUAGCAAGAUGUGGCUUAUAUAUAGAUAUCUAUAUUAAUAUAUAUAUAUAAUAUUUAUUAUUUGUGGUAAAGUGGAAGCCAUGCAUACUCUUAAGAUCAUGGUUUCUUCCACCUUCUGCUGCCAUCUGAUAUAGUUGGUCACUCUGCUUUCUUUGGGUGAGGGGGUCUUUCCAUUGAAAGGGACGGUUGAUGCAACUGCUUGUUUGCAACAAAUCCCGCAACUUGAUUCUAAAACUGGCCUGCAACUGCAUGAAUUAAAAAGAUUCAUAAUUAUUUUUUAAUUUGAAGAGCACCUUAACCAACUGAAAUGCUGUCAUUCCUUCAUUAAUUCUUCUGUCCUUCUGACCCCUCCACCCAUUUCAAUUUUUGUCCCAUCCUUUUCGGUCAUAUCCUCUUUCAGUGCUUGGUGAUGUAUGCGUGUGUGCUCACUGUUCUUGUAUUCAAUAAAAGUGAAAUAAAUGUAUCUGAUGCUCACU